UCUUCGACCAGCAACACUUUCUCCUCUGCCUGUUGGUUUCCUGUUGGAACGCACAUACAGAGAGAGAGAGAGAAAGAAAGAGAGAGAGAGACAGACAGGGGUUUCCAGACAGACAGCUCCUGCUCACAUAUCCAGGACACUGCGACUCUUUACGGACACGUUGAGCCAGUCCUCUGCUGUCAGCUGAGCUGCGUCCAUCCAGGGGUGAAGACAUCACAUUCAAAAGCCACUGAGCAGGGAUUUAGUGAAGAUGCUCUUUCUUCUGGUGAUCCUGCAGCUGCUUCUGGCUCCUGCAUUCAUGGUGCCCAGUGUGGAUUACUGGGACUCAUGGGGUCCUUACGGCGAGUGCAGUCGCAGCUGUGCCGGCGGUGUCACCACCAGAACAAGACGCUGCAUCACUCAGAGGACAGACGGUGGACAUAACUGCGUGGGACCAGACAAGUCUUAUCGCAUCUGCAACAUCCAGGACUGUCCAGAGGGAUCCAGGGAUUUUCGGGAAGAGCAGUGUUCCCAGUUUGACGGGACUGACUUCCAGGGAAAACGCUACAAGUGGCUCCCAUAUUACGGAGCGGAGAAUCCCUGCGAGCUGAACUGCAUGCCGAGAGGGGAAAACUUUUACUACCGUCACCGCAGCUCUGUCGUUGAUGGUACACCCUGCCACCCAGGACGGAGGGAUAUUUGUGUGGGCGGAGUCUGUAAGCGCCUGGGCUGUGACAACAUGCUAGAGUCUCCUCAGCAGGAAGACCCCUGCCUGCAAUGUGGGGGCAACGGCCAGUCCUGCUACCUCGUCAAGAACACCUUCACUGUGCGCGACCUGCCAGCUGGCUACAACCAGAUGUUCAUCAUCCCAGUCGGAGCCACAACCAUCAGCAUCAGAGAGACGUCGGCGACACGGAACUACCUCGCCAUCAAGAACCUGCGUGGCGAAUACUACCUCAAUGGCCAUUGGGUAAUCGAGUUUUCUAGGGCAACACCCAUUGCCGGGACCAUGCUCUACUACCAACGAGGUGCUGAGGGUGAAAGCGUACCUGAAACCAUCAUCGGCCGCGGUCCUACGACUGAACCACUCGUUGUUGAGCUGAUCAGCCAAGAGCCUAACCAGGGCAUCGAGUAUGAAUAUUACCUCCCGAAUGGACGUUCCAGGGAGGGCUACUAUUGGAGCUUUGGAUCAUGGUCUUCUUGCAGCAAAGAAUGUGGAUCAGGCUAUCAGUCUCGCUUGGUCUUCUGCACGAUUGACAAUGAAGCCUAUCCGGACUACCUCUGCGCUUCUCUGCCAAGGCCACAGUCAAACCGUACAUGCAACCCUCAUCCAUGCCCACAAACCCAAAGCUGGAGAACCGGUGAGUGGAAUGCCUGCUCAGUUACCUGUGGUGGGGGCUCUCAGCUGCGCACUGUGCAGUGCAUAAUGCAUGACGCUGCUGGUCCCCGGGUGGUGGAGGACGCCAUUUGUGCCACCUUCGCUGAUGCUCCUCCCUCUCUGCAGACCUGCAACAUGCACAAAUGUGCCGAGUACCGUGUGACUGGAUGGAGCUCGUGCUCAGUGAGCUGCGGUUCAGGUGAACAGACCAGAGAGGUCACCUGUGUGGGAUCAGGCGGCGCAAUGCUCGAGGAAGCGUCCUGCAGGACUUUGCUGCCUCCACCCUCCAUCCAGGCGUGUCAGAUGCCCGCCUGUCCUAAACAGAUCCGUUGGCAUGUAGGAGCAUGGGGGCUGUGCUCCAAAAGCUGUGGUUCUGGCACUCGAGAGCGCCAGGUGAUCUGCUCGGACCAGGAGAGGAACCUCUACCAUGUCGACCAAUGCAACGCUCACCCCAAACCCUCCACAAUGGAGCGCUGCAACACCCAGCCAUGCUUUAGUCCACAGGUUGUCCCCAGCAUUCAGGACCCACGAGGACACGACAGCACUCAGACGAGCUUCCAGCCGUAUGUGCCAGAUCACGCAACAGCCCGCAGGCCUGAGACAAGAGAUCCCACCCAGAUAAACACGGUACACGAUCCUCACAGCCUCUCCCCCGCCCUCCACUGCAGUCAGUCUUAUUAUGGCUGCUGCCCAGAUGGACGCACCACAGCCAGGGGCCCCGAGGGUCUGGGCUGCCCGCUGUCUCCAGCGCCCACUCCUGCCCCGUCUUCCUGCAUCCAGACAAGUUACGGCUGCUGCCGAGAUGGUGUGACAGCUGCUCAGGGCCCCAACAAAGAGGGCUGCCUGGAAUAUGUGGCCCCUGCACCCACAGUUGCUUCUCUUCCAACGGAGAAUGCUGUGGAGUGCCGCACCACCACUUAUGGUUGCUGCUAUGAUCGGAAGACACCGGCAGGGGGUCCGAAUGGAGAGGGCUGCCCCAACCCACCCAACCACAUUGAGCGAUCCAUCUGCUCCCUGCCUCGCGCCGCCGGCUCCUGCAGCAGCUGGACCUCGCGGUACCAUUUUGACGUCAUCACCUCCAAGUGCGUCCACUUCUGGUACGGCGGUUGCCACGGCAACAGCAACAACUUCCCGACCAGAGCAGAGUGCCAGAGGGCGUGUCAGGCGCCCAGCCAGCAGCGUCCUCAGCCCGUCGCGCCCGUCGGCGAGUCGACGUCCACCAGAGAAGGCGGAGCGUCGUCUCCCUCCGCAGGGUCAACAGAUGCGCAGUCGCGCGACAUGGGCCGCACGUUCACAGUUCAGGGCAGCUCGCCCAGCGACUCCGGCAGACACGGCACUAGCGCAGCCAGACACGCCCACAGAGCUCGGGUGUACCUGAGACCACGCCGGCCUUCGUCUGGCGCACGGGCUCAGCUCACCGGGCCAGCUGCGAGUUUGACCCUGGCAGGCAUAAGCAUCGAUAAGAGCGACCCGGACAAAGUGGAAGCUUUAGUUGGCCAGACGGUGGUGCUGCCCUGCAGAGUCAGCCCACCACCUUCGUCCACCAUCAUCGUGGAGUGGAGAAGGGAUGGUAUCCCUCUGUCGGCUCAAAGACAUCACCAGCAACCAAAUGGGUCCCUGCUAGUUGGUCCUCUUAUGAAGUCAGACUCCGGCUGGUUCUUGUGCUUUGCUACUCGAGAACGGGAGAGAGACCAUCGCUACAUUUAUUUGUCUGUCUCAGAGGCUUCACCUCAGCUCUUUCCAACAUUGCUGCCCAAAGAUGGCCCUAUCCCCAGGUUCAGCAUUGAUCAGUCAAGCCCAUCAACAGUAGAAAUGCAAACAGGGCAAACUGCAAGACUGCCCUGCACCAUCCUUCCAGCUGCAGCUCUGCAAUCUGUCAGCAUUCAGUGGACUAAAGAUGGAAAAACCCUCAGUGACUCCAGAAUUACACAGCAUACCGAAGGCACCUUGAUCAUCAGCCCUCUGAGAUCUGACGACUCUGGGGUCUACACAUGUACAGCUGCCAGCCCACAACAGCUGGAGCAGAGGCAGUUGCAGCUCAGAGUCCAAGCUGACUUGAAGAUCACCACAGCUCCCAAUAACAUCCAGGUGUCUGAAGGCAGCACAGCUCAGCUUCCGUGCGUGGUGUCCGGAGAUAACGUCAACAUCGGCUGGUCCAGGAAUGGAGUGCCAGUGCGUCCAGAUGGGCGAAACAUCCUGGUUUCAUCUGAUGGCAGCCUGAUCCUAAAUUACGUGAAGGCCUCAGAUGAGGGAACCUACACCUGUAAUGCUUACACAGGCAUUUAUUCUGUUAGCGCCACGGCUGACGUAAAGGUCCUUAAAGACACACAAGGUAUUGAUGUGCAGUCAGACUGUGUGGACCAGAAUGAACUUGCCAACUGCAAACUCAUAGUUUACGCCCGACUAUGCGACCAUCAGUACUAUUCCAGCUUCUGCUGCGCCAGCUGUGCCAAGCAUGCGGCGAAGAACGGGAGGAAUGGUCGACACGCCUUUUGAUACUCUGACCUUUCAGCUUUGAACUUCUGCAUUUGCCAAAUGGAAUCAAAAACAGGGACUAGACUGUGGAGAAUUUUUUUUUUUUUAAAGGAACUGAUGAACGAGGAGUUCAAUUGUCGGCACUUUGCUCAGAUUGCCUUUUGUAUUAAACAACAUGAAACUUUAACAUGAAGCAUCCCAUAUAUGAUCUACCGGAUGCGAGGAGGCACUAAAAAUAAGCUAUUUACACACUGGACCUAUGUGUUCUCUGUUUUUUAGAGAAUCUAAUAAUCUUAAAAUUAUGUAACUUUAUUGUUUGAUUCAUUAUUUUGACUACUACUUCUAUUUUUAAACAACAUAUCUGCAAAUUCACCUCUUGUGGAUGCUGUCUCUUAUGUAUUUGACUGUUUUUUUUGCAUUUAAUAGUAUGUUACUAUGUGAAAUAAACUUAUUUUGUUAA
Molecule: messenger RNA, 4292 nt
Organism: Fundulus heteroclitus (mummichog)
Lineage: Eukaryota; Metazoa; Chordata; Actinopteri; Cyprinodontiformes; Fundulidae
Gene: paplna
Product: papilin a, proteoglycan-like sulfated glycoprotein
Exons: 27
Coding region: 251-3853 (1200 amino acids)
Biological process (GO): extracellular matrix organization
Cellular component (GO): extracellular matrix
Molecular function (GO): serine-type endopeptidase inhibitor activity; metalloendopeptidase activity
Source: RefSeq, a predicted model, not a curated record